Molecule: messenger RNA, 1641 nt
Organism: Monomorium pharaonis (pharaoh ant)
Lineage: Eukaryota; Metazoa; Arthropoda; Insecta; Hymenoptera; Formicidae
Product: probable G-protein coupled receptor Mth-like 10
Exons: 6
Coding region: 29-1513 (494 amino acids)
Source: RefSeq, a predicted model, not a curated record
ACAUUAAAUAAAUCAAACUUGAUAAGUAAUGCUUCCAGUGAUCAAUAAUGAUAUUGUUGUCAAUAAGGAACUUUCGGUCACCGAGGAUAGCGCUUGCCUCGAGAUGGCACAGGAUUUUGAGUCUAAUAAAACAUUAGUAACGCGCGUCUGCAGAAAUCCGGAAUUUUGCAAUACAAAUGUCUGCUUCAGAAGAUGUUGCACUGAAUAUGAGUUUGUUCAUCAGUUAUCCAAUUUUACCAGAGAGGUAAAAUGCAAACCUAUUAUAUUUGAUGAAGUUUAUACUACCAGAUUAAUGGAGUUUCACAAGGUUCUUGCAAAAGCCAAUCAAACUUCAACCGCUUUCGACACGAUUAACGACUACGGAAUCUUGAUCGGACUUCCAUGUAAGAAAAUGGGUCGUGUAAUUGUAAAAUGGUCAUUAACUUCGGAAGGACCUAUCUUAGCAGAAAAGUUUAAAAUACAGAACAAAUAUUGCAUGAACUUUUCCGAAUCACAAAUCAAUGACAGUUUAUUAGAUUUAUUUAUAUGUACAGACAUCUUAUUAAAAUAUGGCAUCUUACGAAAUAUGGAAAAUGAAUUGCAUUUCUCGGUCAACGCUGACAGGUGGCCUGCUCUGCACUUCAUCAGCUGUGUCUGCCUGUUAAUGACUUUACUAGUGUACGCAUAUUUGCCGAAUCUUCAGAAUCUUCACGGUAAAAUACUCAUGUGUUAUAUGAUCUGCGAUCUUUUGACUUUUACCUGCGUAUACGUCUGCGAGUUGACUUUUGGUCUGGCAAUUGAAGAAGAUACAAUAGCACGCAAAGCUUUAGGUUUGUACAUGGGCGUUUUAAUAUUUGUAACUUUACGUGUCAAUAUUACUACAAAAACAUUUACAAAUCGGAAAAAGUUUAUAUUAUACUCUUUAUAUGCUUGGAGCUUCAGUUUUCUAAUAUUAAUCCCUGCUAUUAUUAUUGAGAAUAUGAACAAUUCACCAGAUUACUUGUACUUGAAUGUUGAUAUAUAUAUGCCUACAUAUGCAUUUCCGUUGUACGGCAUCUUAAUUUUUAAUGGACCGAAAUUUAUAAUGUUAAUAUCCAACAUAGUGUUUUUUAUUCUUACAACAAAAUAUUAUAAUAAAGUGAAAGUGGAGAUGAAACGAAUAACUAUGGAUUCCAUGAAUCCUAGAAUCAAACAAUUUUAUUUUGAGCGCAAAACUUACUUCUUGGCUUUUAUUCUUUUAUUUUUACUAAACUUUUACAAAAGCUUUAAAUUCAUACUAUUUUUCGAUAGAUUUGUGAGCAUCAAACUGUUCAUUGUUAUGGGAAUAUUCUGGAGCUGCGAAAACGUAUUGUUCUACAUAAAAUUCGAUUUAGUCAAAAAAUCAAGUUCAGAUAAAAGCUUUGCUUACUGGGUAAUAGAUAUGUUGACCAAUGUUUUCUACGUUGUCAAUGCUUUUCAAGGUUUAUAUAUUUUUAUUAUCUUUGUUAUGAAAAAACGCGUGUACCAAGCGCUUCGUACUCGAUUGGGAUUAUAAAUAUCAAGAAGAAAUCACACUUUUAGAGUCAAGCUAGAAGAGCAGCAUAUUAAUAACAACGUUUUGUUUAAUUUAACAUAAAUAAGAUGAGAUUAUUUAGUUUAAAUUUAGUCUAUAUUAUAAAUAUA